Lolium perenne is the source of this 2560-nucleotide messenger RNA. Its product is annotated as protein GAMETE EXPRESSED 1. NCBI's taxonomy places the organism in Eukaryota, Viridiplantae, Streptophyta, Magnoliopsida, Poales, Poaceae. The record is from RefSeq and is a predicted model, not a curated record.
AAGACGAAACCGCCAUUUGCCGCGGUAUAACCUUGUCCAGUUCAGUGGACGCGUGCGCGCGGGUCCCUGUCAUUCGCGGUGUCAAAAGUCCCAAACCGACUUAAGAGCAGUUUUUUCUUCCUUUAAAUAACACAUUCGAUCGGAUCUUGCAUCUCUAGUGCCUUGCCGGCAAAGAAACGCCGAGCACUAUUUAUAUGUCCGGCAGGGACACCCUUUCCCACCGUUGCGCUUUUGAUCUUCUUUUGGGGAUCAUCCCCUUCCUCUGCAUUUUUGCUGCGCGAAUUGCACGAUUGAACUAGGUUGCCAUUGGGUUGGACUUGAUUCUGUAGUUGGUUUUUUAGCCUGGUCGAGUAAUUGGCAUCAAGAACUUGCGAUUUCGAUCUGCCUCUUUAAUUUGGGAGGGUUUUGCAACGGAAUUAACCUGUGAAUCAGGUUCUACAAGAUCAGUUCUUUCUGACCGGUGACAAAUUGAUCGCGCCAUGAGGAGAAGCGCGUGGCUACUGUUGCUGAUCGUAGCCUGUCUAUGCCCUGGGCAGAGCUUCUCAUGGAGCAUUUUCUCAUCGUCGUCCUCGUCCUCAGGGACGGCGAACAACGCCCGUCCCCCGGUGAUGGAGCUCGACGGCGCGGUGGCGGACUUCUCCAUGGACGGCACCACCAACCCGCGAGGUCUGAAGCUGCUGGAGAACGCGCGGAACAAGCUGGCGGGCCCCAAGAACUGCUGGCAGGAGGCGUACCGGAACCUCUUCGCCAGCUGCGGGGAGAUCAUGGCCGACAAGGAGCGGCAGGCGCGCCUGGCCUGGCACCUCAGCAGCUGCUACCAGGAGGACUCCGGCCGCCCGGCCUUCCCGUCCUGCACCGCCAGCUCCGGGAUGGUGCACUGCCGCAAGCGGCUCAGCGACUCCGAGAGCAAGGUGUUCCUCGAAUUCUUCCUCGAGACCAACACCCUGUGCCACCAGCUGCAAGCCGAGGCCUUCAAACACAGCACCGAGCGGCUGGUGAACGACCUGACCAGGUCCUCCAAGUCCGCCGAGGAGAAGCUGGAGGUGAUCGAGGACAGGUCCGAGCAGAUCAUCAACGAGUCUGUUAAACUGCAGGAAACGCUCACGUCGAUCGAGGCGCAGACGGACCGCCUGGCCGAGACGUCGAAGGACGUCGCGACGCAGAUCGACGACGUGCUGGCUCACUCCAAAGCGAUCUCCGAUCAAUCCAAGGAGAUCGCCACCUCCCAGGCGGCGCUGAAGGAAGGGCAGGCCGAGAUGAGGGAGAAGAUCGACGCCGGCAUGGAGCGCAUCCAGGAGUCAUACGAGAGCCUCGGGAGCGGCAUGGAUAAGCUGAAAGACGAAGCCGUUGAUAUUCAGAAGGAGAUACGGAGUGUCGGGGAUUCCAUGUCGUCCAAGAUGCAGGAUCUGCAGGGCACAGCUGAUGAGAUUGGGAGUGUGACGGGAAGGUCGCUCGAGAAUCAGGCGCAGCUGUUGGAUGGACAGAAUAAGGCCAUGGAAGGACUGAAUAGUCUCUACAGCUUUCAGUCGCAAGCUUUGGAGGAGAGCAGGGAAACAAUGGAGAAACUUGCACAGUUUGGGCAGCGUCAGCAGGAAGAGUUGCUGUCCAAGCAGGAACAGAUCCGGGAAGCACAUGAUCAUCUCAUCCAAAAUUCACACUCCAUACUGGAAGCCCAGGAAGAGUUCAGAGCAAAGCAGGCCAACAUCUUCGCCGCGCUGGACAAGCUUUACAUCCUCCACAACGCCAUUCUGGCCGAAUCUCGCUUCAUCAAGGCCUUCUUCUUCUACUGCUGCAUCGUGUUCCUCAUCUACAUGCUCACCAGCGCCAAGCAGACGUUCAGCAUCAGGGGCCAACUUUACUUCGGUCUGUGCAUCACGCUUCUGUUAGAGAUGGGUCUGAUCAAGAUCGGAGCAGGGGACUUCGAAAACCAGUACUGGGUCCUGUCCAAGGUGUUCUUGGUCAGAAUGGCGUUCCUCGCCGCUGCAACUAUUCAGAUACUGCACUCCAUAUUCACAUUCAGGGACUACGAGGUACUGAAUCAUCGGUUGCUGCAAACACUGGUGGAGAAAGUCCGGACGCUGGAGGAGAACGCGGGCGACAGGAUGCUCCCGUACGGUUCAGAGAGCGAUGAGAGCCUAGGGAACUACUCGUGGGUGUUCGACGAGCUGACAGACGAGGUGGACAGCAAAGGCGACCCCAACUACGCCUUGCCGGAGACGGUUCGCCGGAGGUACAACAACAACGCCUUGCCGGAAGAGGUCGCCGAGAACUCCAUCACGACGUCCAUCAGCCGGAAGUACAACCUGCGGCCGAGGAGCAGGCAUUGAUGAUCGCUCUACUAUGUCUUUUGUAUCUUAAUUAGGCCGUGUGAGUUUUGCACUAAUUCGGAUAUGUGAGUUUGGUUUUGCCCUCCAUUUUUUCGAAAAUUCUUUGCUUAGGGCUCCGUUUGAGAAUAUCGGAUAUGUAUUUCAUUCACACAGAUAUUGACCAAGUUUACACCAAACUGAACCUACAUUGAUUGCAUAUAUAAGCUCUAUAAGUGAAGUUUCAUGCCUGUUCA